Molecule: messenger RNA, 1871 nt
Organism: Saprolegnia parasitica CBS 223.65
Lineage: Eukaryota; Oomycota; Saprolegniomycetes; Saprolegniales; Saprolegniaceae
Exons: 7
Coding region: 1-1839 (612 amino acids)
Biological process (GO): potassium ion transmembrane transport; regulation of membrane potential
Cellular component (GO): membrane
Molecular function (GO): voltage-gated potassium channel activity
Source: RefSeq, a predicted model, not a curated record
AUGGACGACGAGGGCCAGAUGGUCAUGCGCAAGAACAAGGAAUUUCUCAAGAGCAAAAAGGUCUACCAGCUCAACCAGCUCGACCGCUUCCAUCGGCGCAAGGCCCAUCUGCAUCCGAACUCGAGCUUCCGUGCUGGCUGGGACAUUUACAUGAUUUUCCUCCUCAUGUGGACGUCGCUCGUCGUGCCGUACGAGAUUGCCUUUGUGACGACGGACGCCAUCAAUGCGCUCUUCGUCCUCGAUCGCAUCGUCGACCUGUCGUUUCUGACCGACAUGAUCUUCAACUUUAUGACCCCGUACGUCGACAAGGAGACCAACCAGCUCGUCGAAGACCCGUCCAUGAUCAUCUCGCACUACGCUCGCGGAUGGUUUCUGGCCGACUUUGUUUCGAUUCUGCCGUUCGAUUUCGUGGGCAUGUUUCUCGGCACGGACAGCUCCUCGUCCAACUUGAAGACGCUCAAGAUCAUUCGCGUCAUUCGGCUUUUCCGCCUCGUCAAACUCGCCCGGGUCUUCCGCGCAUCCCGCAUUUACUCGCGCUGGGAAGCCAUCCUCGGGUUCAAGUACACCAGCGUCAAGCUCGCCAAGUUUCUAAGCAGUGUGCUCAUGCUCGCGCACUGGCUCGCGUGCUUGUGGGGGCUCACGCCGCAGCUCGAGGCGGUCGCGGACGGCGCCGAGAACUGGCAGUCGGCGUACCACAUCGCGAGCGCGGACGAGUCGACCAAGUACAUUGUGUCGCUCUACUGGUCGGUCAUGACGAUCGGCACGGUGGGGUACGGCGACGUGCAGCCAAAGACCGACUUUGAGCGCGUCGUGUGCAUCAUGUGCAUGCUAGCAGGCGGUGGCACGUACGCUUACAUCAUUGGUGCCGUGUGUGGCCUCGUGGCCGCCAUGGACGAGUCCGAGACCGAGUUCAACCAGCAAAUGGACCACCUGAAUGUCUAUAUGAAGAAGGAAAAGGUGCCGCAAGCCAUGAAGAUCAAGCUCCGCGAGUACUUUCUACACAGCCGCGACCUGCUCCAGCACAAGUACUUUAGCCACGUCAUUGCAACGCUGUCGCCGGGCCUCCGCGGGCUCAUUUCCGUCUACACCAACGGCGAGUGGACCAACAACGUCCACUUUUUCAACGGCGGCCCGUACGACGAACACGUUCGGUUUGUCACGGCGAUCACGCAAAAGCUCCGCGCCGAGCUCUUUCCGCCCAAUGAAAACAUCAUCCACCACGGCGACCCAACCGACAAGAUGUACAUCGUCUCGAAAGGCAUCGUCGCACGCCUCGGGCGCGUCCUUGGGAAAGGACGCUUCUUUGGCGAAGACGUCAUCUUGUGCCACGGCGUGCGCAACUACGUGGUGCGCACGCUCACGUACGUCGACGCGUACUCGCUUUCGCGCGACGACCUCGAAGCCGUGCUCGCCAACGGCCUUUUUCCGUUCAAGGCCAAGAAAAUCCGCGUCGCGGCCGCCUUCUUGGCGCUGCGCCGGCUCAUGCAAAGCAUGCUCCACGAGCUCCGCGAAGUGCGACGGACGCGCGCGGUACCCCGGGACGCCGAGCAUGCCUGGAUGCGCCGCAACCUCCUCGGCGACCCGGACGAGCUCGACGACGAGGUGCGGCGUCACUUGCAAAUUGCCAUCGACCAGCUCCGCCGCGCGAUGCGGCACUGCACCGACGUGAUUGACGAAGGCCGCACCGCCGCGGCCAAGAACGCACCACUGGUCGCGGCGCACAACCGCGGCAUUUCCAUCGAGACGGCGCAGCAUUUGCUUGGGAACGCGACGACACUUCUCGAAGCGCUGCUCGCGGCCAAGGCCAAGCCGUCCCCACAUACGAGUAGCAACGCAUAGUUUGGACACGUUGUCAUGUGGUACAAUACGAC